AGAAUAGACUUGUCUUAAACAACCUUCGUCACCAUUCGAGUAUAGAUUGCUGAAUUUACGAGGUACACUUGAAUGAACCAUGAAGCCUGUUGUGCCCACACGCGUUAACGUACAAGGCGAUGUAGACGCGCAAUCGUUUUUAAGUUGCGUUAGAAUAACUGCUUUUCUGAUGCGUAGAUGGCGUAACCGUUUUGACUAAUAAUGUAACACUACCCGCACAUGAACACAGUAGCUUCGGCCUUAGACUCUUAAGGCAUAUGUGUUUGAGCAAAAUUUCCCGAUUCUGUACGUCAGGCCAGUUCCGUCACAUCCCGUUUCGGUCCGAAGCCCGAGACGGUUUCGACGGACUGCUCUCAGUAUGACCCACCGUUGACAGAUAUGCGCCAGCUCUGUUUGAUACUUCACUUUUUCCAGAGGUGCUAAAUUGUAGAACAGCUGUACAAAUCAAGCCGUCCGUCUAUUUACAGCGCUUCUCUUUUUCGGUAAUGGCUGGUCCUGCAUCAGCAACAACACAUACUAUGGGAGCGAACGGAGCCUUGACACCAUGUGAAGCGGUUCCCUCAGUCCCGUGCUCUGGUGAGUGCUGUGGCUCCUGCCUGAGGAACAUCAGAGGCUUCAUCCCGCUGGAGUACCGGAAUGAGACAGUCCAGCUGGUUAAACUAGCGGGGCCGGUGCUCAUUUCCCAGUUGAUGGUGUUCAUGAUCAGUAUCAUCAGUAUGGUGUUCUGUGGUCACCUGGGGAAAACAGAACUAGCAGGGGUAUCAUUGGCAGCUGCGGUGGUUAAUGUCUCUGGUAUUUCUAUUGGCACUGGUUUGUCGUCGACUUGUGAUACCCUCAUAUCUCAGACGUAUGGGAGCGGUAACUUGAAGCGUGUGGGUGUGAUUCUCCAGAGAGGGAUUCUGAUUCUCUUGCUGGCCUGUUUCCCCUGCUGGGCCGUCCUCAUCAACACUGAACCUCUCCUGCUUGCUGUCAAACAGAGCCCAGAGGUCGCCAGUCUCUCUCAGUUGUAUGUGAAGAUCUUCAUGCCUGCUCUGCCGGCUGUUUUUAUGUACCAGCUGCAAGGGAAGUAUCUUCAAAAUCAGGGAAUCAUGUGGCCUCAGGUUGUAACUGGAGCGAUUGGAAAUGUCCUUAAUGUAAUCAUCAACUACAUCUUCCUGUAUCCCCUGGAGUGGGGUGUCGCUGGAUCUGCAGCAGCCAAUGCCAUCUCACAAUAUUUGCUGGCUCUGUUCUUGUGUGGUUACAUCUGUUGGAGGGGUCUGCACAAGGCCACAUGGGGAGGUUGGUCACUGGACUGUCUGCAGGAGUGGGGUCCCUUCGUCAAGCUGGCCAUCCCCAGUAUGCUCAUGAUUUGUUUAUCAUGGUGGAUAUUUGAAAUAGGAGGAUUCCUGGCUGGAGUGAUAAGUGAGGUCGAGCUGGGUGCUCAGUCCAUAGCGUACCAGCUUUGCAUUAUAGCGUACAUGUUCCCUCUAGGAUUCUCUGUUGCUGCCAGUGUACGGGUUGGGAAUGCUCUCGGUGCAGGAAACACAAAGCAGGCUAAGCUCUCUUGCAAAGUCCCCAUCAUCUGUGCAUUCAUAUUGGCAUGUUUUGUCGGAGCUAGUCUCAGCAUCGCCAGAAAUGUCAUUGGAUACAUUUUCACCUCGGAGCAAGACAUUAUUAAGAGGGUUGCUGAUGUCAUGCUCCUAUUCGGUUUCAUGCAUGUUGGUGAUGCCACUGCAGGUGUGGCUGCAGGAGUUCUCAGAGGAGCAGGAAAGCAGUUGUUUGGCGCUCUGUGUAACCUGAUAGGACUCUACAUCAUUGGCUUCCCCAUCGGUGUGUACCUGAUGUUUGCGGCGAAGAUGGGGAUUGUGGGACUAUGGACAGGACUUACUCUUUGUGUGUCACUGCAGGCGAUUGUUUUCGUCACGUUUUUGUGCAAACUUGACUGGAAAAAGACGACUGAAGAGGCUCUUGUGAGAGCAGGAGUCCAGAUCACAGAAGAAAAAGAGAUGGAUGGGAUGGAGCACCCAGACUCAGAUCGGAGCCCGGCUCUGGCCAGUACAACUCUGUCCAGCUCCGUGAGUGAGGAGGGUGACACAGACCUGGAGGUGCUUGUUCCAGGACACGCUGAAUUCACCACUACAACCACAGUGGGAGAUGUUCUGUCAGCAAGACAGCUGGUUUUAAGGCGUGGCCUGACAUUGCUUAUCAUGAUCGUCAUCCUCAUCACUGGGAUUGUAAGCAGCACCUUGCUGGUGAAACUGUUCAAAUGACUCUUAUCCUGAGAGCUCAGGUAUAUGAGUGUCAAAGUGCUGCUCGUGAUGUUGAUCCCACUGAGAAUCAACACCCCACUCUGCAGCUCUGUGCAGCUUUCAGUCAGUCUCAGGCUUAUGUUUUGGCUUCCUGGUCUGUCUGGAUCCAGGUCUCAGGAACCUCCUCGUGUUUCCACUUUCUGCCACAAUGCAAAUGACGGGGAGCUGAAGUAAGUGACUUGUGAUGAGUCAAAGAGCCAAAGAGAACCAUAUAUUUUCCUCAGCUAGCAGACCAAACCAGGGCUAAAAUGCAAGUAAAUAGUGGACUUGUGUUUGUUAGUAAUGUAGCAUGUCAGUGCUUGUUAGUGUGAGUUUAUGCAUCAAAUAAGUUUUAUUGUACAAUCUGUUCAGUUUGUUUUAAAAGAUUACUCCACUGAUUUAUAUAACGUUCGUCCUGCUCUUGUCUGGUCUUCUUUAUUCCAUGCAUUCUUUUUCUUUGUCAAAACCUGGCGCCUACAUCACAGCUCAACUGCUAUAGUUUAGUCAGGAUGCAGGUGUGUUAUGGUACUAGCAGCUAAUGUAGCUGAGAUGAGGAGUGGGAUACAGAGGUCUGGUAAAGCUCACUGCUUUUUAACUCUACACCCCCACAUUUGUUUCAUUUUCAUACUUGUAAUCUUCAGCCCCAACCAGUUCUCACAAAAAGGAUUAAGCUAUUCAUUAAACCAAGGUAGAGCUGAAGUGAACUGCUCAUGCAUGACUUUAAAACCCAGACCCAAGACAAGCACAGAUCUUAUCACAUCACAGUAAAGAAAACAGAGCAUGUUGUCCACCAGCAGUCAGCUGAAGGAGACUGUUUCUUUUUCUUUGUAUGACUGUUGAAAAUGAACACACUCAAGAUGAAAAACACUGACUUAAGUGUCACAUAGGAUGGACUCUAGACAGGUUAUGUAUUAUAAUUUCAAAUUACCAGCAAUUUAAAGUCUGUCAAGUGGAUUAUGUCACAUAACAGUCUCCAAACUGUGGAAAUAUUGUUCUAAUGCACUUAGACUGUUCUCUCUAUUGUACAUUUUAAAUGAAAGU
Messenger RNA from Seriola dumerili (greater amberjack), 3308 nucleotides. RefSeq names its product multidrug and toxin extrusion protein 1-like. Bases 486 to 2249 code for a protein of 587 amino acids. The transcript has 16 exons. Gene Ontology annotation, cellular component: membrane. Gene Ontology annotation, biological process: xenobiotic detoxification by transmembrane export across the plasma membrane. The record is from RefSeq and is a predicted model, not a curated record. Gene Ontology annotation, molecular function: antiporter activity; xenobiotic transmembrane transporter activity. Lineage: Eukaryota; Metazoa; Chordata; Actinopteri; Carangiformes; Carangidae.